Messenger RNA from Alternaria alternata, 2505 nucleotides. RefSeq lists its product as hypothetical. Bases 97 to 2274 code for a protein of 725 amino acids. The record is from RefSeq and is a predicted model, not a curated record. Lineage: Eukaryota; Fungi; Ascomycota; Dothideomycetes; Pleosporales; Pleosporaceae. Gene Ontology annotation, molecular function: DNA binding. The transcript has a single exon.
UUUUCGAUUCGAUUGGUCUGACAUUGCGGUCACGUUUUCUGGACAGCCAUAAAUCUGGUAUAGGCGAAGAGUACCACAGUUCAAUGGAUAGUCUCCAUGGUCUCCGCUGACCUCAACACGAUUGUAUGGCUGAUUUCUAGUUUUGAUUACCCAUCCAUAACAUUUUUCAUGAGAUCAAUUUACUCAGAUGAACCAGAUUUACAGUGUUCCACGGUCCCAAUCUUCUCGUCGCUCUGUAUAAAACUUCUGCUCAAUCUGUGUCUUUCUUCUUUUCUUUUCAGUUCAGAUCACAUUCUAGUCAUCGACACAAGUUUUGGAAGUAUUUUUGACUACCCAUUUCUCAUCCUAGAUAUUCUAUUCCAACAUCGUUCACCCACACAACGACAAAUCCCCUCCACUUUCACCAAGAUGUCAACCAACACUUUCGCAACACAGAGCGACAUGGUACAACGAAUCAACAUCGGCGGCCUAAGGUUACCUACCGACCAAGAACGAGCAAGAAUAUCUCAGCUUUCUGCUCGUCCGCAGCUCAUAAGUAUACCGCAGUUACCCAUUCAAACCAGCUUCGGAUUUUACGGUAGUUACCCUUCUCCGGCUGCGUUCCAACAACAGCCUUUCUUUCCUUCUCCCGGCGUCGCUGCUACUAAUUGCUUUCCUCCUGGUGCCUUCCCCCACCAGCAACAACUUCACAACCUGGGUAGGUCACAGCCCACAUUCUCUUCUGGCGUCGCUGCUUUCAGUGGCUUCCCUGUCGGUGUAUUCGCCAACCAGCAGCCGCAAUAUCACACUCCGGGUAGGCCACAACCCGUGUAUGCUCCUGGCGUCGCUGCUACUAACUGCUUUCCUACUGGUGCCUCCCCCCACCAGCUACAAUAUUUUCCCCAGGCUCAGACCUAUGGAGGUCAGUAUAGCCAGAAUGCCUUCACGGCACCGGUGCAGGGUCCUUGGGCGGCUCAGAAUGUUGCGAGUACCGCCGCGCCGCCUGCUCAGCAGGAAGAACAGUAUUUUGAUCUCACCAGAGAUGACGAAGAAGAGGUGCGAGCACCCACACUAGCACCAGCAUGCCCUGUUGUCCCCGUCUCGGCCGCCCAAGACACAGGUCUCCUCACCCCUGCGGAUACACCCUCCUCACUAGAGGCCCCCUCUGUCCCCGAGGCACCCUGCCACCUCGGCGAACGAGUCAAACACCUCCAGUUGACCAUCAGAGAAAGCUAUGAGCCAUGCGCCUUCCGCCUUUUCCGCAGCUUCAUGUUCAUGAACAUAAAACAGCAGCGUGAGUACUGCAGCUUGUUUUGGCCCUCGAACGAAGCGGCUUAUGAAGAUAUCCUUCGAGCCUCCAAACUCUCUCUGGAUUUCUCGACCAUAUACUAUUUGCGCCUUUCGUUAACAUCGAAGCUGAAAGAGGCCAAGAGCGAAGAAGAGCGCGAGAAGUUGGAAGAAGAAACUGAGGUCAUUUGCGCUGAGAUGGAGAGAACUUGCAAAGCCAAAUUGCAAGAUAGGAGGGAUGAAGAGAAUUUGAGCAAUCUCCACCAGGCUGUUACCACUACCAAGGGUAAGAGGAGCAAGGCCUCGAGGGCAGCACAACUAGAGGUGUGGAAUGAGGAGAAUGUAAGAGUACAGGAAGCAAAGCAGGAGAGGUGGGCGAAGCUGGAUGGCCAGCAAACCUCAACUUCGCUUGCUGGCCAAAAGAGGAAGCAAAGGGUUCAAGAGGAGCCUAACCCUGCUCCGAAGAAGAGGGGGAGACCUCCAAAGGUCAGGGCUGCAGAGGACGUGGCUGUGGUGAAGGAGAAGAAGAAACGUGGGAGGCCUCGGAAGAGCCCUGUGGUUCAAGAACCGACUCCUGAGCACGCCAUCGAUGAAGCGGAGGAUGAUGGGGCGUUGGAAGCAGCACUGUAUGCUGGCUUGUGUGAGGAUGUCGUUGGAGAGGAGGAGGAUGGGUCGUCUGAAGCAGCUCCGCAAACAUGGCUCGCCGCUGAUGACAGUGACGUUGUCGAUGAGAGUGCUGAGGUGGAGCCUUCUGGACGAGUACAAAUGCACGAUGAAGAUGAUCGGGUUGCCGGAGCCGUCGCCGAGGACCGACCGGAGGAGGUUCGUGUGGAUGAGAGUGCUGCUGUAAUCGUCAGCUCGUCUCAAGAGCAUGGACAAGAGGAGGAGGGCUGUGACGAAGACUCUCUCUUCGGAGACUCUCUUUUCGAAGACUUUGAGCUUGGAAACCUCCUCGAUACGGGGGCUGCGAAUGAUAUUGGGGCUACGCUAGACGGCAUGUUCUUCUAGUCAUGCAUAUGGUAUGGGUAGUUCUAAAUAUAAUGCUACCAAGGGCCCCUAACUCUUAAACUCCACGCUAUGCGAACGUACUUGAAAAUGCCAUAAAGGCGAAUACAAAAGGUAAUAAGAGAAAACAAACCAACUGGCCUCAUGUUGCAUCCGGUCGAUGGCAUCACGGGUGCUGGCCCUAUACGUGAGCCAGAGCGGGCAACGAAACAACCUGCUUAAACCUCAAUAUUC